This is a messenger RNA of Homarus americanus (American lobster), 1639 nucleotides long. RefSeq lists its product as uncharacterized. The transcript is spliced from 5 exons. Bases 170 to 1639 code for a protein of 489 amino acids. The record is from RefSeq and is a predicted model, not a curated record. NCBI's taxonomy places the organism in Eukaryota, Metazoa, Arthropoda, Malacostraca, Decapoda, Nephropidae.
AUCUGGAGUAAGAUUUCCUUAACCUUGUGUAGUGGAGGAAGCUGUAGUUUAAUUGUCCUGCAUGACAACAGUUGCUGCGAGAACUAGGAGACACUUGGGGUUCUAAAUGGAUUGGCGAGCAUCAGGCUGUAGCAGUGUGUGGGAGGUGUAACAGUAUUAUUGGAGGAGUAUGUCUACUCCUGUAACACCAACUGCUGCCCGCAAGAGAGCAUUUUCACAGGGUCCCCCCAAUGGUGAAAAUAAUGACAGUACUGGUGGGUGGCUGGGAGCCAUUGGUGGAGUGGUGGGAGAGUGGUUACAGGGCUGGGGGCUUCUGGGGGUUUUACGAAAGAGGUCAGGAGCACCAGGUGGGGCCCGGUCCACCCCAGCUACCCCACCCACACACAGCCAUCCCUCUACCCCUUCUCAUGAGCACAUUGAAUUGAGGCAACUCAACUUGCAGUGUAGGGAGGGUGGUGAUGGUAGUGAUGAAGGCGACUCUAGAGUGUUGGCACGUUGUGAUGUGGUGCGGAGGAGACAUCCCUUAAACCUACCUCGGUCCCCCAGGCCCCCAAGACACUCUUAUUAUGAGGGAUCCACUCCUGACUCUUACCUUCUGACUGCUGUUCUUAUCCAUUCCCUAAAGCAUGGCUCAGGUAAAAUGUGUCAGGAGCCACAUUGUCACAUCUGUACUUCAAAGCUCAGUAGAAAUUUAAGUGAAAUUUGUGAUACUGACUCUGUCACUAUAAGUCAAAAUGAGGAAGACAGUGAGCUCUCUUUCUCAGACCCUCUCUACAACCGGUCCAUUUCAGAGGAAAGGAAUGAGGUCACAAAACACAUGGAAAAGAAUGAACUGAAUCUUUUGCCUGGAUUACAGUGUUAUACUCAGGUUUCCCCUCUGAGCAGCCCAACAAGUUCUUUCCAGUAUGCACAAAUUAGUCCCCUACCAAGUCCACAUUCAUCAAUAACAUUGAGUUCUACCCUUUCAUCAGUUAAUCCAAUUUUGUCUCUUACAUCUUGUGACAGCUCAGCUACACUGUUAGAAUCAGAGUUGUCAUCACUUGACAUAUCUUCCUUGACUGAUGUUACUAUGUCAUCCAGUCUGAUGACUGGCUCUACCCUUUCUUUACACCAAAUUGACUAUCUACUUGGCUCGGAGAGCAACAUAACCUCUUCUGAGCUUUCUCUUGUCACAUCAACUGAUUGUGGUACACUAAUUGGAUCAUUCCCUUCAGACUCAUUUCCAUCACAAGCUUACUCAUCAGAAACAAUAUCAUCAGAGACAUAUCUCUGUGAGACUUUCCCUAAAUACCUCAAUGGUGCAGACAUGAUGUCUAGCUCAGUUCAUUCAUUACCUUCUCGUUUAACACUGAAGGACCGUUCUUCUGCCUCCCUUCUACGGCCUGUGUUGCUCUCCUCAGGAUCAUUAGUACUUCUUCCUCGACGUCCUUCCUUAGCAUCCCCCCCUUCUGUCUCCUCUGCAUCCUCACAGGGACACUUUAUGUGGGAAGAGAACCCGUGCUAUGUCCGAGUAGAAGGAAGUCGCCCAGGUGAAGGUCACAUUUUCCGGCCUACCACACUGGAGCGUCCCUCCUGGUGUGACGCCUGUGCCCACCUUGUGUUCUACCACGCCACAACUUGUGAGAGUGAGUACUAUUAA